UAAGUGUUGCGUUUUUGUGACACCGCGUAACAAAAAAGAACAAGUGAAUAACCUGAGCUCCCAUCUCCUCCAUGGUCAGAAGAGACGGGAACUAAUGACGAGAAGCUUUUUCCGAUUAGUAGCACGAGUACGACUUCCCCACCGAACGCCCAAACCCAUGACUAAGAACGACGACGUUUUCAUUAUUCAUCCCGUGCGGACGAUGGCGUCGUUUCACAGCCACUACCACAAUGCCUUCUAUCCCUCCGCCUCUCCACUACCAUCACUCAAAUCUUCCACCCUCUUCGGAUUCGAAGGGCAAAGGAGGAACAUGUUCAUCCAAACGCAGCCUACCCCGAAUCCUUUGUCUCUCAUGUUCUAUCCCGAGAAGCCUGUCAUGGAAGUUGGAAGCGCCGACUUCCCAAACACGCGUUCGGCUAUGAAUUCGCCUCUCGCUAAGUCACUCUUUAGAAUUGAUGGGAUUACUAGGGUUUUCUUCGGGUCUGAUUUUGUUACUUUGACGAAGUCGGAGGAAUCUUCUUGGGAGUUCCUGAAGCCUGAGAUAUUUGCGGCCAUUAUGGACUUCUAUUCCUCUGGGCAGCCGUUGUUUUUGGACUCUAAAGCUGCUGCAGCCAUGGAUACAGCUAUUCAAGAUGAUGAUUCGGCAACCGUUGCAAUGAUCAAGGAAUUGUUGGAGACUCGUAUUCGGCCGGCUGUGCAAGAUGAUGGUGGGGACAUUGAAUAUCGAGGUUUUGAUCCUGAUACUGGAAUGGUAAAACUUAGGAUGCAAGGAGCAUGUAGUGGGUGCCCAAGUUCAUCAGUGACUCUGAAAUCCGGCAUUGAAAAUAUGUUGAUGCAUUAUGUACCUGAGGUCAAAGGUGUUCAACAAGAACUAGAUGCUGAGGAUGAGGAAGCCGCAGUAAGUGGACAAAUGGAGUAGUAGAAGUGUAGAACUUGUUCGACAUUUAGUUUUUUUAGAUAGAUUGCGAGCUCAGCAAAGUCUUCGGUGUGCACACGGAAAUAAUUCCCCAAAUUGAUCUGCUUCCCAUAAUUAUUGGGCUUCCUUUUAAAUUAAGUCCAUUGAUAAAUUACAACCAUUGUUUACCUAUAUGUUCACACACAUUAUAUAUUGAUAUCAUAAUUUUGGUUGCUCUCGAUUCACACAAUCAAGGUUGUAAAUAGUGUUCAAGUGCUUAGGUAUUGUAGUAUUAUUACUUUAUUAGUCGAUGUCCUACUUUAUGCCUGACUAGUGCCUAAGACGGUUGAAUAAAUUGCAUAACAGAUUAACAGGUACCACUCAUGUAAUGUAAUAACAUCCGGUUUCUAUCUUUUGGUUGCUAA
Messenger RNA from Arachis ipaensis, 1320 nucleotides. RefSeq names its product nifU-like protein 4, mitochondrial. Gene Ontology annotation, biological process: iron-sulfur cluster assembly. The record is from RefSeq and is a predicted model, not a curated record. Lineage: Eukaryota; Viridiplantae; Streptophyta; Magnoliopsida; Fabales; Fabaceae. Gene Ontology annotation, molecular function: iron-sulfur cluster binding; iron ion binding. Gene Ontology annotation, cellular component: mitochondrion.